This is a messenger RNA of Dipodomys spectabilis (banner-tailed kangaroo rat), 1731 nucleotides long. RefSeq names its product glutamate rich WD repeat containing 1 (gene Grwd1). Lineage: Eukaryota; Metazoa; Chordata; Mammalia; Rodentia; Heteromyidae. Bases 18 to 1361 code for a protein of 447 amino acids. Gene Ontology annotation, molecular function: protein binding. The record is from RefSeq and is a predicted model, not a curated record. The transcript has 7 exons.
CGAGACAGGAUUCCAAAAUGGCGGCGCGCAAGGGCCGGCGGCGCACGUGUGAAACCGGGGAGCCCAUGGAAGCCGAGUCCGGUGACACAGGUUCCGAGGGUCCAGCCCAGGUCUACCUGCCGGGCCGGGGGCCGCCGCUACGCGAAGGGGAGGAGCUGGUUAUGGACGAGGAGGCCUAUGUGCUGUACCACCGUGCGCAGACUGGUGCCCCCUGCCUCAGCUUUGACAUAGUCCGAGAUCACCUAGGAGACAAUCGGACAGAAUUCCCCCUUACCCUUUACCUGUGUGCGGGGACCCAGGCAGAGAGUGCCCAGAGCAACAGGCUGAUGUUGCUUCGGAUGCACAAUCUGCACGGGACCAAGGCCCCUCCCUCGGAGGGCAGUGAUGAAGAGGAGGAGGAGGAGGAGGAUGAAGAGGAGGAGGAAGAGCGAAAACCUCAGCUGGAGCUAGCCAUGGUGCCUCACUACGGUGGCAUUAACCGGGUUCGAGUUUCGUGGCUGGGCGAGGAACCUGUAGUUGGAGUGUGGUCAGAGAAGGGCCAGGUGGAGGUGUUUGCGUUGAGGCGACUUCUGCAGGUGGUAGAUGACCCUCAAGCCCUGGCAGUCUUUCUCCGGGAUGAGCAGGCCCGGGUGAAGCCCAUCUUCUCCUUUGCUGGCCACAUGGGCGAGGGCUUUGCUCUUGACUGGUCCCCCCGGGUACAAGGUCGCUUGCUGACCGGGGACUGUCAGAAGAAUAUCCACCUCUGGACACCUACAGACGGUGGCUCCUGGCACGUGGACCAGCGACCAUUUGUGGGCCACACACGCUCUGUUGAAGACCUGCAGUGGUCACCAACUGAAGACACGGUAUUUGCUUCCUGCUCAGCUGAUGCUUCCAUUCGCAUCUGGGAUAUCCGGGCAGCCCCUGGCAAAGCCUGUAUGCUUACCACAGCCUCUGCCCAUGAUGGAGAUGUCAACGUCAUCAGCUGGAGCCGCAGGGAGCCUUUCCUGCUCAGUGGGGGUGAUGACGGGGCCCUCAAAGUCUGGGACCUGCGGCAGUUCAAGUCGGGCACCCCAGUGGCCACCUUCAAGCAGCACGUGGCCCCCAUUACCUCUGUGGAGUGGCACCCCCAGGACAGUGGGGUCUUCGCUGCCUCGGGUGCAGACAACCAGAUCACGCAGUGGGACCUGGCCGUGGAGCGGGAUCCCGAGGCGGGGGACAUGGAGGCCGACCCCGGGCUGGCAGCACUGCCGCAGCAGCUACUGUUCGUGCACCAGGGGGAGACAGACCUGAAGGAGCUGCACUGGCACCCGCAGUGCCCAGGGGUCCUGCUCAGCACUGCCCUAUCCGGCUUUACCAUCUUCCGUACCAUCAGCGUCUGAGGCUGCCACCUAGAGUGCACUGGCUUCCCUAGCCAAGCUGUAGGGCGUGCGGCCCCAGCAGCCAGCUCCCCGGGAAGGGCUUGUGCUGCCCACCUCAGUGAGGGGCUCUGGUGGGUUUGUGUUUCCUGAAGGACAAAGACCCCACCUGUCACCAGACUUGGAUGGCCAGGUGUGGCCUGAGGCACACUUCUGACUUUGCCCUCUGUCCAGGACCCAGUGUCGAUGGCCAGUCUCCCCAGAGACUUAAGGGGUUUUGCCACAGCUGCCCCAAGAUUGGGGUGUAGGUUCUUCGUCUGGCCUGUUGGGUAUGGGCCCAGGGCCCCUAGGAGUCAAUAAAAACCCAGCGUGAGGCCCCAUGGGCAGAUGACAA